This is a messenger RNA of Pogonomyrmex barbatus (red harvester ant), 4745 nucleotides long. RefSeq names its product DNA methyltransferase 3 (gene Dnmt3). Lineage: Eukaryota; Metazoa; Arthropoda; Insecta; Hymenoptera; Formicidae. Gene Ontology annotation, molecular function: methyltransferase activity. Gene Ontology annotation, cellular component: nucleus. The record is from RefSeq and is a predicted model, not a curated record.
CGUUGUGCGUAUGCGUCAGCACGUACAAUAUCUGCGUGCACACGUAGCUCGUGUCCCGCGUUGCGUCCGUGUGCGCGUGAUAUGUACAAUGCGCACAACCACGAACGCGAGGAUGUGUUGCGACGGAGCAAGCGCGAGAAAGAGACAACGGAGAAAUCGCGCGAAUGCCAAAAGCCGAAUCAACUUAAAAGGAGGUCAUCAAAAUUAUCUAAGGUAGCAAACGCUUGGUCCUUAUGUUGCGCCUUGGAAUUGGGUUUGCUUCGCGAAUCAUCUCUCAAGGAAGUUGCCAUCGCGAGUUACUCGGAUCUGGAUUCUCUGUCUACCGUGGAAGAUGCGACAUAUCGCGACAAUCUCGAAACAAAUGAUAUCGAAGAUGAUACAUCCAAGUCUGCGAGUAUCUUCGGUAACUCGUGGCCGUUCAUCGAUCCGGCGCAAAUUACGCGAGUCUCCCGCACGAAAAUCACCCGAAGGCGGAGGAGAAGACCGAGAUGGUCGAUGAGACGGCAAAGAAAACCGAGAAUCGACAACACGACCGAGAGAACCGUUUCGCUACAAGGAACUGAGCAAGAAAAUCUUGGCGUAUCUAACGAUCGGUCAGUAAGAUUAUCAUUAAGGAAGAAGUCUUUGCGAUCUCCUCCCCGAUCGCUCGCUCGCGACAAGCGUUUAUCCGAAAGCUACAGAUCAACUGACGAUGACGACGAAGAAGAGGAAGAAGUAAUUAGUCAAACGGCAUCGGAAAUAAGCUCAGAAGAGAUCGCUCCAACUGAUUAUUCCGGUUCUGGGUACUCCAGAUUCUACUCACCGAGUCAAGCAAAGGAAGACCUUCAAAAUCGGACGGAAUUGUCGGAAUAUCCCGAUUACUUUAUGAACGUCUUACGCAUUGGUAAUAGUAACAAUGAUCUCGAUACCUCGGAGGAUGUAACGUCGGUUUCUGAUACUUGGAGGGAUCGUUAUUCCUCGCAAACCGACAAGUCGAUGAAACCUGUGAGACGCCAUAUUUCAAACAAGAUCCUCGAGAAUGGAAACUCUCCGCGUAGAAUGAAAAAAUCGUCAUCGAGAAAGAGAAUUAUGCAGGAUAUCCAAAAGUGCAUAAAUACGGAAGUCACGAAGAUCGGGGAAGCCGAUGAAGUCUGUGAGGUCAGUGAGAAUACCAUUUUCGAUGUCGAGAAGAAUAUGCUCGAAAUUCUCGGUUAUAAAGAUCUCAGUCAGGAUAUCUCUAUGGAAUACGAUUGGGACAAUGACGAGCUUAACGAACGGGAUUUAUCAUCCCAGGACGUGAAAUGCUCACUCGUCAAACCGACAAAUGUCGAGGAAUCUUCGAUAAAAGUUAGUACAAUUGGCAGACGUCGUAAGAGGAGGAACAGAUGGCAUACGAUCGAUUGCAAAUUCGACGAGAAAACGGAGACGGCUUACCGAAGCGUUUUCCACGAUUGCGUCGAUUUCGAUACUCCGAGAUCGACGCCGUCCCUGAAGAUAAACAUGGAGGAGAACUGGAAAUCAGAGGACAGCAGUGACAACGACGAUGGGAUCCACUCAUCCUGGCGCCGAUCGACCUUAGGAUCCUUAACUGAAGAAUGCGGUAACGAAGUUGAUGGCGCGCUGCUAUUGGCUCGGAAGAUUGUUAGCGACGAUUCGACGAAGGACGAAAAAUGUGAUGACGAGCACGAGACGUUGAGUAACAUGUGUUACAAGUAUCAGGAAACGUCAGAUACUUUCCCAGGAAUGACGACAAAAGAUUCUUUUUACGAUUCGGAUGAGGACAUGAAAGACAUGUUAAUAAGUCAACGUGACGAAACGAAGGAUAUAAUUACGUAUAAAAAUAAAAAUAGAUCAGUUAGGAGAUCAGCAUCAAUCAACUGCAGCGUAAUCAAGGAUGAAGAUGACGACACUAAGGUUCAAGAUAAAAUUACGAAGACCACAAAAGCUAGUAGUACUAUAAACGUAAUGCGACAAUAUCCGCGUGACAAGAGUAAUAAUUUGGAGGAUGAAAGUGAUAAAAUAGAAAAUGGUCCACGAAGAGUGACCAGAGCCUUAAUAAAAACUAAAAAUCAUAAAGAGUAUCAUGCCGGCAAACUCGUAUGGGGAUUCUUCGCAGGAUGGUGGCCAGCAUUGAUCGUCAAAGCUGAACAUGUGGGAAUGGCUUCUGAACCCGGGAAAUUGUGGGUCUACUGGCUCGGAGAAUCGCAAAUAUCGUUGCUCAAAGAAGAAACACAGAUACAACCAUUCUCGAGGAACUUGGAGGAUCGAUUGUCGCAACAGUCUCAUAAAAGUAUUCGUUCGCGCGCCAUUAACGCGACUAUACAGAUGCUUCGCCAACGUUUCAACUGUACUCUGACAAAGCCUUAUUAUUAUUGGAUACGACGGAACAUAGCUGAUGUGGAAAAAUUGGAUGAUUUAACAUUUUAUCCGUACCCGGAAAAUAUACAAGAAAGAUUGGAUGCUUUGAAGGAAAAGAAUGCCAAAGCUACAAAGAAAUAUAUAUUAAGUCAAAGAAGUUCACCAGAGUCACCACCGAAAAAACAGAAUACGGAAAAAAACAAAGAUGUAAAUACAAGUUGGGAACAGAUUGACAAUGAGCGUUUACCUUUACAAAAUCAACAGCCUGGUGUAAUAGCCUGGGCAAAAAUCCCAGGACACUGUUGGUGGCCCGCGAUGAUUAUUGAUUAUCGCGAUUGCUGUUUGAAAGAACCGAGUUUUGGCUGUCAAUGGAUCAUGUGGUAUGGCGAUUAUCAAGUUUCGGAGGUGCGUCAUCUCGAAUUUCUGAAAUUUCACAAGGGAAUAGAAAAAAUGCGCGAAUAUAUUCAAAAUUCGAGUAGGCAGACAUAUCUUGAAGGCGUACUUCAAGCUUCUAAGGAUUAUUGUUCGCGUUUAGGAUGCAACGUGGAUAGCUGGACUUUAGAUAAUGUCUUUGAAUAUUUUUCGAAUGAUAUUCACAUACCAUGUAACCAAUUGCAAGUUUCAGACUCUAACAAGGUAUAUGAUAAGUAUUCCGACGAGAUAGUAAAAAAAAUCAACGAAUUUAAAUUCAAAUCAGAUGUAGAUGAUGAACGAAAACGUGACAUAAAAGCGAGCGAUGAUUUACGUCGCGUAAUGUCAGGAGAAUGCGAAGUGGAAAAAUUGUGUUUGAAAUGUUUGAAGGUUCCUAAAGGUAGAAAAGAUGAACAUCCAUUCUUUAUAGGAUCUUUAUGUAAAGAAUGCUCGAACGAGUUUAAACCGUGUAUGUUCGUGCAUGGAAACGAUGGCAAGUGCUUUUAUUGCACAAUUUGCGCUGCUACUGGAACUGUUCUUAUUUGUGAUUCAGAAGAUUGUCCACGUGUCUACUGUACAGCUUGUUUGAAAUUUUUGAUUUGUCCAAAAUCAUACGACGAUAUGCUGUUGGAAGAUCCAUGGGAAUGUUUCCUCUGUAGAGAUGAAGCCAAACAGCCUAUGAAUAUGAUUUUGCGACCGCGGUUAAAUUGGAAAGAGAAAUUUACAAGAAUGUUCCACACAGCCUCUAAUAUUACAUCUAAUGUAGACAUUGUAAAUUAUAAGAAAGAUAAUAGAGCUGUGCGUGUAUUGUCGCUUUUCGACGGCUUGAGCACCGGUUUUUUGGUUCUUCAAAAAUUGGGACUUGUUGUGGAAGUUUAUUAUGCUAGUGAAAUCGAUGUAAAUGCUUUAACAAUUAGCUCCGCCCAUUUCGGUGAUCGUAUUACUUACUUAGGAGAUGUAAGAGGCAUAACAAAGGAGAAAAUCCAAGAAAUUGCACCCAUUGAUUUGUUAAUCGGUGGAUCACCAUGCAAUGAUUUAAGUUUGGUCAAUCCGGCGCGAUUAGGUCUCCACGAUCCAAAGGGGACAGGUGUUCUCUUUUUCGAAUAUUGCCGAAUUAAAAAACUAGUAGAAAAAGCUAACAAAAGUCGGCAUAUGUUUUGGUUAUUCGAGAACGUAGCUUCUAUGCCAAGCGAAUAUAGAUUAGAAAUUAACAAACAUUUGGGACGAGAACCUGAUGUUAUAGAUUCAGCAGACUUUUCACCGCAACACAGACUGAGACUUUAUUGGCAUAAUCUUCCCUUUAAUCCAUAUAUGCCGUUGUUUCAAAGUCGACAGGACGUUCAAGAUAAGCUUACACCAAACUUAAACCGUAAGGCUCUCUGUAAGAAGCUUCACACAGUUACCGGCAGAACAGGUUCUUUAUUGCAAGGAAAAGCGGAAUUGAAACCAAUCAUAAUGAAAGGCAAAACUGAUACGAUAUGGAUCACUGAGCUCGAGGAAAUCUUCGGUUUUCCGCGACAUUAUACGGAUGUAAAAAAUUUAUCAGCUACAAAUCGGCAAAAAUUACUUGGCAAGUCAUGGAGCGUACAAACGCUUACUGCCAUAUUACGACCUUUAUGCUUAUAUUUUAAGUGCAAUGAAGAUGAAACGAGAAAGUCAACUUCUUGAUUUCUCUAUUUUUUUUACUUCUAUAUUAUAUUUUUAACGAAAUUUUGAUUUAGUAAAAUUUUUCUCGCAGUGAAAUAGUUCAUAGUAACACACAAUGUGGUAAUAUUUACCCAGUUGUUUCUAUAUGACUGCAAUUUUAUAUGUAUCUAAAAUUUUUAUUCCUUACACAUAGACUUAAUCUUAAUGUUCCUUUGUCAAUAAUUAUAUUAUAAUCAUAUACGUGAUCAUAUGUGUAAUAUGUUCAUAUAUGAUAAAUGUAUGCUGUAUAUUUAUACAUAUUAAAUUGUAUAUCAUUUAGUAUUGGUCUGAUAUUGUGAAUUAUUCAACAU